This is a messenger RNA of Prorocentrum cordatum, 1699 nucleotides long. The record is from the annotation of a GenBank genome assembly. Lineage: Eukaryota; Dinophyceae; Prorocentrales; Prorocentraceae.
CUUGGGACUCGGGUCGUUCUCCGGUGGUGUCUCGGGCGUCCCACCACCGCGCGGCGACGGAUCGCACGGUGAGGUCGUUGAGGCUUUCGACGUCACCUCACGGCCCGUCACCACACGGUUUGGGGGGCACCGAACUCUGACGGCCGUCAUCGGGCCCCAGGGCCAUCAAGAUCGGAGCCGGGACGAGUUCCGCAGCCAUUUUGGCUCCAGCCCGCAGCGUGUUGUUGUUGCUCCUCUCCCCCUCUCCCUCUCCCUCUCCCUCCCCCCGCUCCCCUGGGUAUCGCGCCGCCAUGCAGCGGGAUGGCCCGUUCGCGGAGCGAGGCGCCUUCGAGAAUCCCCGCCGGCGGUGGUGGUCCCUGCUGUCGAUGUGGGUCGUCGUGGUUGUCGCGCGGAGGUGCCUCUUCGCAGCCGGGCUCGCCCGGCUGCGCGUCGCGAACAGCGCUUCGGGCAGGUUUGGGUUCCUCGCCAGGAGGGGCGACGGCGAUGCCCUGUCUGGGAUUCAGAACGCCACCGACGCUCACGAGGUUUCGCGGUUUGUGUUGGUGCCGCUGGAGUUGCUACCUCACUGGCACUUCGAGCCCCCCCGGCAAGCGGUGGCCACCCUGGUGCCCAGCGAGGAGUGGGGCCAAGAGGCCAUUCGAUGGUGGAACGGUGGCGCGGGCCGCAUGCGGUCCCGGUACGAGUUCUGCCGCCAUGGUCCCCACUUGCACCUGCUCGUGUUCGGGGACGAGGUGCUGCUCGGCCAAAACGACACGCUCCUGGGCUUUGGCUUGCCCCAGAACGCCUCGGAGGCGCACCACCAGGGGGCGCCAAGAGGCAGAGUGAUCCCUGUGCUCCGUGUCACGUUGCCCGUGCCUGCCAACGUGGAGCCUGGAAUGACCAUGGCAUCGUGGGUUGUGUCGGACAUCCCGUCGCCUGGCGAGCGCCUGACGCGGAUGGACCCAGAUCACGCACUGAGGUUCACAUUCAUCAUGUCUCCAUCAGGCAGAAUACACAACGGGUUGUUCCUACUCCUCUGGCCCCUGCUGAUGCCGAAGUUGUUCUGGGCCCGUGCCCCCCUGAUCGCGAAGGUGGCCUUGUUUGCACCCCUCGCCAUAAUGGUGUUCCAGUUGGUGUGGCUCGUCGCCGGGAUCUCCCGAAGACACGUGGCCGUGCGCAUGUACCGCAGGCGGCGUUUGGCGCGGCUAGGCGCCCUGCGGCGCGCGGCCAGCUGUGUGGUCGAGGUGUUCUCGCAGGAGGACUGCUGCAUCUGCCUCGCGGAUCUGGAGCGCGACGAGGAUCUCACCAUGCUGCUCCCCUGCAAGCACGUUGUGCACCACGCCUGCUACAGCUCGUGGGUGAGCGCCCCGUCGUACACUGUGUCGCACCUGCGCUGCCCGCUGUGCAACAGCCGCACGGCUGGCGUCGCGCACCCCGUGGCGGCAUCCGACGCUGGGCGCGUGGCAGCGGUGUGCCCAGGUAGCCUGGCAGCCGGGCCCAGCGCUCGGUGAGUGAGGGCGCCGCCCGGCCGCGAGGUGCUCGCGGCGCGCUGGGCCGCGCGAGCCGGCGCAGGCGCCGCGGCGCCGAGCGCGUGGAGCAGUGGGGUGGGCGCGAUUUCUCGGCCGACGGCUGGUAUCGGUUCGCGAUUUUUUCAUCGACGUUGCAAGGCCAUUUGUUCGCGAACUCCAAGGCCCCCGAUGGCAUUGUCCACGGCCGCUCG